AUGGCGAGACCAUUAGCGAAAAUCUGUGACAUCAAUGACAGCAAAGAACUUUGGAAAGUUUCUGUUCGAGUGCACCACAAAUGGAAAGUUGUUUCGAACAAGAGGGAGCAUUUUGAGAUGAUUUUUGUUGAUGUAUCGGGUGGUGACAUACAUGUUGUUGUUCCUGCACCGCAUGUAUCUCUAUUUUCUGAAAAAAUGGCCUUGGAUCAUAGUUACACUGUUUCCAAUUUUAAGGUUCAGCCAAAUGUUGCGGCUUUCAGACCUUUGUCUCAUAAGUUUAUGUUGAAGUUUACCGCCGACACAACGGUUACAGAUGAUAACAACGCGGAAAUACCGCCAAAACCGCUGGUGUUUACUAAAUUUACUGAUAUAAUAAACGAUGUCAUUGGUAUGUUGGAAAGUAUUGGGUAUUCUCAGACCACAUCAGGUGCCCGGAAGCAGCAGAUUAACAUGAUGUUGCGGGACGGCGGUGAGAAUACUAUCAAUUGCACGCUUUGGGAAUCCUAUGCUGAACAAUUCAUGAAGUUCAAACAGGAGCGUGGAGAUGAUUCUGGGCCUAUGUUUGUCAUGCUCCAAUAUGCUAAAGUCAAGGAACAGGGAAAGUUUCCAAUGUCCGUGUCAAACACGUUUAAUGUCGCCAUGCUUGGUCUGAAUACCGAUUUGCUGCCGAUGAAAGAAUUUAUAGAAAGAUUACAUUUUGUGCGACUGUUGGAGAAACUAAAACGCUGGUGGCCUCUCCGUGUGGCUGGUAUUAUCGUGGUUGUCAUGCUUGCUCAUGUAUUGCGCGUGGUGACAGACCUCCGUUUGAGUGUGAGACUGGACAUUUCACUGAGGUAUAAGAUUGAGAUUGAAGUUACUCAUGUCGAGAAUAGCCGUAACUUUCUAUUUUGGGACAGAGAGUGUGAGCUUCUUUUGGGAUUGUCUGCUUCUCAGCUGCGUCAUACAAUGAUUAAGGCUGGCAUUCAUGAUCCCUUGGAAUUCCCACUGGCAUUGGAUCAGAUGUUGGAUCGCAAGAUGGAUUUCAAAAUCAAGUGGCAACCAUGGUGGAAGAAUGCCUCGGUCGUUAUGCUAUUGAAGAAUGACCCUUUUGUGAAAGAGCUUGCUGAUCAGUUUGACACAGAUGAAAUGAAACAACCCGGUGUUGAAGCAACGACCACUGUUCUUUCCGAACCUCAUUUUGUCGUCGUAAGGGCAUUUACUGAUCUUGAUGUGACUUCGACGCACAGCACAGAUCCACUUACUCCUACUGGCAAAAGACAGUUUCCAGGCGCAUCAAGCGAGUCAACAACCUCGGAUGCCACUUGUGAUGGAGAACUUUCAUCAAACAAACUCAAGAAAAUUAUAAAACUAGAGAAGAUAGAUUAG
Molecule: messenger RNA, 1365 nt
Organism: Vicia villosa (hairy vetch)
Lineage: Eukaryota; Viridiplantae; Streptophyta; Magnoliopsida; Fabales; Fabaceae
Exons: 10
Coding region: 1-1365 (454 amino acids)
Source: RefSeq, a predicted model, not a curated record